Messenger RNA from Thalassophryne amazonica, 1464 nucleotides. Its product is annotated as proline-rich extensin-like protein EPR1. The transcript has a single exon. NCBI's taxonomy places the organism in Eukaryota, Metazoa, Chordata, Actinopteri, Batrachoidiformes, Batrachoididae. The coding region runs from base 1 to 1464 and encodes 487 amino acids. The record is from RefSeq and is a predicted model, not a curated record.
AUGAGACACCCACCCACAACCCGGACACACCCACAACCCGGAGACAUCCACAACCCGGACACACCCACAACCCAGACACACCCACAACCCAGACACACCCACAACCCGGAGACAUCCACAACCCGGAGACAUCAACAACCCAGACACACCCACAACCCGGAGACAUCCACAACCCAGACACACCCACAACCCGGAGACAUCCACAACCCGGAGACAUCAACAACCCAGACACACCCACAACCCGGAGACAUCCACAACCCAGACACACCCACAACCCGGAGACAUCCACAACCCGGAGACAUCAACAACCCAGACACACCCACAACCCGGAGACAUCCACAACCCAGACACACCCACAACCCGGAGACAUCCACAACCCGGAGACAUCCACAACCCAGACACACCCACAACCCGGAGACAUCCACAACCCGGAGACAUCAACAACCCAGACACACCCGCAACCCGGAGACAUCCACAACCCGGAGACAUCCACAACCCAGACAUACCCACAACCCGGAGACAUCCACAACCCAGACACACCCACAACCCGGAGACAUCCACAACCCGGAGACAUCCACAACCCAGACACACCCACAACCCGGAGACAUCCAAUACCCGGAGACAUCCACAACCCAGACACACCCACAACCCGGAGACAUCCACAACCCGGACACACCCACAACCCGGACACACCCACAACCCAGACACACCCACAACCCGGACACACCCACAACCCAGAGACACCCACAACCCGGGCACACCCACAACCCGGACACACCCACAAACCAGAGACACCCACAACCCGGAGACAUCCACAACCCGGACACACCCACAACCCGGACACACCCACAAUCCGGAGACAUCCACAACCCGGACACACCCACAACCCGGAGACAUCUACAACCCGGACACACCCACAAACCAGACACACCCACAAACCAGAGACACCCACAACCCGGGCACACCCACAACCCAGAGACAUCCACAACCCGGGCACACCCACAAACCAGAGACAUCCACAACCCGGGCACACCCACAAACCAGAGACACCCACAACCCGGGUACACCCACAAACCAGAGACAUCCACAACCCAGGCACACCCACAAACCAGAGACAUCCACAACCCGGGCACACCCACAAACCAGAGACACCCACAAUCCCUGACACACCCACAAUCCCUGACACACCCACAAUCCCGAGACACCCACAACCCAGUGACACCGACAUUCCUGAUGCACCCACAACCCAAAGACACCCACAAUCCUGAGACACCCACAACCCAAAGACACCCACAACCCAGUGACACCGACAUUCCUGAUACACUCACAACCCAGAGACACCCACAAUCCCCAGACACCCACAACCCAGAAACACCCACAACCCCAACACACCCAAAACCUGAGACACCCACAACCCCAACACAACCACAACCCAUAGACAGCUCCAAGCUCCAGUGGCUGUGA